AUGGACAGCCAUAAUCCAUCACCGCCCCAUGUCUCUGAAGUAACAAUGGACGUUUCAUCCACAACUGGAGCAACUGGGAACAAAUUUUGCAGGGGUUCGUCUUGCGACUUCUCUGACACCUCGAAAGAUGCAAAGGAGAGAUCUGCGUCCAUCAGGAAGCUCCUGAUUGCGGUGAUCCUUUGCGUUAUAUUCAUGGCAGUUGAAGUGGUUGGAGGCAUCAAGGCAAACAGUCUUGCAAUCUUGACUGAUGCAGCCCAUCUCCUUUCCGAUGUUGCAGCGUUUGCCAUAUCUUUGUUCUCUCUAUGGGCAGCGGGUUGGGAAGCGACGCCUCAGCAGUCGUAUGGAUUUUUCCGUAUAGAAAUCCUUGGUGCAUUGCUUUCCAUUCAGCUUAUAUGGCUCCUUGCUGGGAUACUUGUCUACGAAGCUAUUAACAGGCUCCUUACUGAAAGCGGCGAGGUGCAGGGCUCCCUCAUGUUUGCUGUAUCAGCUUUUGGCCUGUUUGUUAACAUCAUAAUGGCAGUGUUGCUUGGUCACGACCACGGGCACGGCGGACAUGGGCACAGCCAUGGACAUUCACAUGACCACGAUCAUGGUAACGAAGAGGAUGACCAUUCCCAUCAUGAAGAUCAUGAGCAAGGUCAUGUACAUCGCCAUGGUACUUCUGUAACCAUCACAACUCAUCAGCACUCUCACUCAAGCAGUGGACUGCACCAUGAUGCUGAAGAACCGUUGCUCAAGCAUGAAGGUGACUGUGAGAGUUCAGACCAUGCUGGUGCUAAAGCUGUUAAGAAGCCUCGCCGUAAUAUCAAUGUACACAGUGCUUAUCUGCAUGUAAUCGGGGACUCUAUCCAGAGCGUUGGCGUAAUGAUCGGAGGGGGUCUCAUCUGGUACAAGCCUGAGUGGAAGAUCAUUGAUCUCAUAUGCACCCUCAUCUUCUCUGUGAUUGUGAUGUUUACCACAAUCAAGAUGGUUCGGAACAUACUUGAAGUUCUGAUGGAGAGCACGCCUCGAGAGAUCGAUGCCACCAGGCUUGAGAGUGGUCUUCUUGGAAUGGAAGGUGUGGUUGCUGUCCAUGAGCUGCAUGUCUGGGCCAUCACAGUGGGGAAGGUGCUGUUGGCAUGCCAUGUGACGAUCACACAGGAUGCGGAUGCUGAUCAAAUGCUGGACAUGGUCAUUGGGUACAUCAAGGGAGAGUACAACAUCAGUCAUGUGACCAUUCAGAUCGAGCGCGAGUAA
Messenger RNA from Lolium rigidum, 1236 nucleotides. RefSeq names its product metal tolerance protein 1-like. Bases 1 to 1236 code for a protein of 411 amino acids. Gene Ontology annotation, biological process: zinc ion transmembrane transport. The transcript has a single exon. Lineage: Eukaryota; Viridiplantae; Streptophyta; Magnoliopsida; Poales; Poaceae. The record is from RefSeq and is a predicted model, not a curated record. Gene Ontology annotation, cellular component: vacuole; plasma membrane. Gene Ontology annotation, molecular function: zinc ion transmembrane transporter activity.